GUGAGUACCCAAGCAGUGCAGACACUGAACAAACACCCGCAGCAAAGGCCCCGGGCCCCCCGCCCGGUAGGUAACUCUCUCCUGUCUUCCAUCGCCAUGGGGCGGAUGCUCAGCGCCCCACUCUCCCUAAUCCCCCUGGUCCUGGGCCUCUGGUCUGCAGGUGUGAGCACGACUCCAUUGCCUGCGUCCCAGGACCAAAGUCCCUGCUCCCUGGAGGGCAUCCGGAUCACAGGAGGCUCCUUUCAACUCCUCCAGAAGGGCCACACACUGGAAUACCUGUGUCCCUCUGGCUUCUACCCGUACCCUGUGCAGACACGCACCUGCAGACCCUCCACGAGGUCCUGGAGCGCCCUGCAGACUCAAGACAAAAAGAUUGUCCAGAGUGCAGAGUGCAGAGCAAUUCGGUGCCCAAGGCCACAGGCCUUUGAGAACGGGGAGUUCUGGCCCCGGGCCCCCUACUACAACUUGAGCGACGAGAUCACUUUUCAGUGUUAUGAUGGCUACUCCCUCAAGGGCUCUGCCAACCGUACCUGCCAGGUCACUGGCCGGUGGAGUGGACAGACUGCCAUCUGUGACAAUGGAGCGGGGUAUUGUCCCAACCCGGGCAUCCCCAUUGGCACACGCAAGGUGGGCAGCCAAUACCGCCUUGAAGACAGCGUCACCUACCAGUGCAGCCGGGGGCUCAACCUGCGUGGCUCCCAGCGGCGCACGUGUCUGGAAGGUGGCUCUUGGAGUGGCACAGAGCCUUCCUGCCAAGACUCCUUCAUGUACGACACCCCUGAAGAGGUGGCCGAAGCCUUCCUAUCGUCCCUCACAGAAGCCAUAGAAGGAGCUAAUGCUGAGGACGGCCACGGCCCAGGAGAACAGCAGAAACGGAAGAUUGUCCUGGACCCUUCUGGCUCCAUGAACAUCUACAUGGUGCUGGACGGCUCGGACAGCAUCGGAGCCAGCAACUUCACGGGGGCCAAGAGAUGUCUCAGCAGCCUCAUUGAGAAGAUUGCAAGUUAUGGGGUGAAGCCAAAAUACGGUCUGUUGACAUAUGCCACGGACACCAACGUGCUCAUCAAAGUGUCCAAUCCCAUGAGCAGUGAUGCGGACUGGGUCCUGCAGCAGCUGCACAGAAUCAACUACGACGACCACAAAGCGAAGUCAGGGACCAACACCAAGAAGGCCCUCCUGGAGGUGUACAACAUGAUGAGCUGGAAAGAGAGCGCACGCCCUGAAGGCUGGAACCGCACCCGCCACAUCAUCCUCCUCAUGACGGAUGGCCUACACAACAUGGGCGGGAACCCAGUCAGCAUCAUCAAUGACAUCCGGUACUUGCUGGACAUUGGCAGGGACCGCAAAAACCCACGGGAGGACUACCUGGAUGUCUAUGUGUUUGGGAUCGGGCCCCUCGUGGACCAAACAAACAUCAAUGCGUUGGCGUCCAAGAAAGAUAAGGAGCAACACGUGUUCAAGGUCAAGGACAUGGAACACCUGGAGGAUGUUUUCUACAAGAUGAUCGAUGAAAGUCAGACGCUGAGUCUCUGUGGCAUGGUCUGGGAGCACAAAGAGGCCACCGACGCCCACAAGCAGCCCUGGCACAUCAAGCUCUCCGUUGUUCGCCCUGGGCAGGGCGUAGAAAACUGCAUGGGGGCUGUGGUGUCCGAGUACUUUGUGCUGACAGCAGCCCACUGCUUCACUGUGGAGGAUGAGGCCCACUCCAUCAAGGCCAGCAUUGCUAAGGAUGCGGCCGGGAGGAAGCAGGACUUGGAGGUGGAGCAGGUGCUCUUCCACCCCAACUACAACAUCAAUGGGAAAAAGGCGGAAGGCAUUCCAGAAUUUUACGACUACGACGUGGCCUUGGUCAAACUCAAGGUGAAGCUCAAGUUCAGCCAGACUCUCAGGCCCAUCUGCCUGCCCUGCACAGAGGGCACCACGCGGGCACUGAGGCUCCCUCUGUCAGCCACUUGCCAACAACACAAGGAAGUGCUGCUUCCGGUGAAGAACGUGGGAGCUCUGUUUGUGUCUGAGGAGACCAGCAAAGAUCAGAGGAAGACGGUGUUGGCUCGGAAGGAGGUGAUCAUCAAGAACGGGGAAUCGAAAGCCAGUUGCGAAAGAGACGCUCUGAAUGCCAAAGGUUACAGCAAAGUCAAGGACUUCUCUGAGGUGGUCACCCCCCGAUUCCUCUGCACUGGAGGUUCAGAACCCUACGCCGACCCCAACACUUGCAAAGGGGAUUCCGGUGGCCCGCUGAUCGUUCACAAGAAGAGCCGCUUCAUUCAAGUUGGUGUGAUCAGCUGGGGUGUAGUGGACGUCUGCGCGGACCAGCAACAAAAGCAGAAGCGCCAGCAGAAGCAGAUCCCUGCCUACGCCCGGGACUUCCACAUCAACCUCUUCCAUGUGCUGCCCUGGCUCAAGGAGAAACUCCAGGAUGAGGAUCUAGGCUUUCUCUAAGGGGUUCCCUCCGGGAACGAGGCGAGGCCUGGGAUGUCAUUAAAGCCGCUAUGACAACA
This is a messenger RNA of Echinops telfairi (small Madagascar hedgehog), 2498 nucleotides long. It is a transcript of the gene CFB, whose product is annotated as complement factor B. The coding region runs from base 97 to 2439 and encodes 780 amino acids. Gene Ontology annotation, molecular function: serine-type endopeptidase activity. Lineage: Eukaryota; Metazoa; Chordata; Mammalia; Afrosoricida; Tenrecidae. Gene Ontology annotation, biological process: complement activation; proteolysis. The record is from RefSeq and is a predicted model, not a curated record. Gene Ontology annotation, cellular component: extracellular region. The transcript has 18 exons.